Helianthus annuus (common sunflower) is the source of this 1155-nucleotide messenger RNA. RefSeq lists its product as uncharacterized. The coding region runs from base 1 to 1155 and encodes 384 amino acids. Lineage: Eukaryota; Viridiplantae; Streptophyta; Magnoliopsida; Asterales; Asteraceae. The transcript has 3 exons. The record is from RefSeq and is a predicted model, not a curated record.
AUGAAUGCUAACGGUUUCUUCUUCUUUAAGUUUGCGGAUCAAGUAGGUAUGCAAAAAGUUCUUACUGCGGGGCCAUGGAUUAUUCGGUCACAGCCUUUGUUCUUAGAAGUUUGGUCGCUGUCAAUAAAGCUUGAGAAGAGAGAAGUGAAAAAGGUUCAGGUUUGGGUUAAGUUUCAUGAGGUUCCUCUAGCGACAUAUACGGAGGAUGGGUUAAGUUUAAUUGCAACAACUAUUGGCGAGCCAAAAGCUUUGGAUUCGUUUACCACCUCAAUGUGUGUUGAUAUGUGGGGUAGGAGUAGUUUUGCUCGUGCUCUGGUUGAAAUUUCAGCUGAUACCGAUCUCAAGGAGGAGCUAACUAUUGCGGUCCCUUGUCUUGAUGGGGAUGGGUUUGUAAAGGAGAAGAUCUAUGUUGAUUAUGAAUGGUGUCCUCAUAGGUGUGGCCGAUGUUGUGUGUUUGGCCACAAUGCAGAUAGCUGCCCUUUGCAAUCUUCUAAAGUGUCUAAAGACAAACCUCAACAGAGCAAGUUUCCUGGUUAUGACAAGAAGAUGAAGCAGCCGAUUCAGGAUGGUGGGCCUUCAAAGCGGCAACCUAUUGUGGAUGAAGAUGGGUACACUACUGUGCAAGCCGAAGGGUAUAAACAAGGUAAUGAAACCGUGGAAAACUUUGUAUCAUCUAACCCGUUUGAUGUGCUGAAUGAUACGGUUCCGGAUAACAACGUUGGGAGUUCGAAGGGACGGGAUGGUGGAGUUCAGGAUUCGGAUGAUGAAGAGGUAAUUGAAGGUUACAAUGAAAUGGAUGAAUUUAUGAUGGAAGGCACUCGUAAGGCAGGCAAUACAGGGGCAAGCACUCCUGAUCCAUUGGUGUCCAAUGGGUGGAACCCGGAGUUGUUUGAUGUCUUGGUCUUGGCUCAAUCGUCCCAAGUUAUUCAUUUACAGCUUAUGUUUAAAGAUGACAAAAGGAUUCUAUUCUGUUCAGUUGUAUAUGCGGAUAACUACUAUGUCACUAGAAGGGAUCUUUGGGCUCAAUUAUCGUUGCAUAAGCAUAUGGUUGCGGACAAACCAUGGAUAAUCAUGGGUGACUUUAACUCAGCUCUCUUUUUAGAGGAUAAAUCUAUGGGCACGUCUGCUAUUUCAGUGGGUAUGCGUGAUUUUUAG